This is a messenger RNA of Penicillium nucicola, 831 nucleotides long. RefSeq lists its product as uncharacterized. The annotation marks the transcript as partial. NCBI's taxonomy places the organism in Eukaryota, Fungi, Ascomycota, Eurotiomycetes, Eurotiales, Aspergillaceae. The transcript has 5 exons. The record is from RefSeq and is a predicted model, not a curated record.
AUUGCUGAGACAUUGUGCAAAAGCAAUGUCAACGCGACACACGUGUUCUUCUUUGCCUAUAUUCAGCCUCAGUCAAGGGAAGGAGGUGGAAUCUGGAGCACUGCGGAGAUGGUCAAAGUGAACAAAGCAUUGUUAGCCAACUUCUUGGGUGCCCUAGCCAUGAACAAGAUCAUCCCCCAAAUUGUUGUACUCCGGCUCGGUGCCAAAUAUUGUGGGCUUCACUUGGGCCAAACGGCAAAUUCCCAGGUGGAAAGCUUGCCCCGAUUCAGCAAAGAGCACGGUAGUGGGCGGAUUACCACCCGCCCAUCCUACAUUGUGGGUACGGCGACAACCCCCGUGAUAAAUCUGUGUUUGUCAUUAGGGAUUUAUGCAUCAUUCCAAAAGUAUCUUCUCAAAUCCUUCCCAUUCACCUGGAGCCUCUUUUGGCCCAUGCUAGCAGAUCACUAUGGCAUUCCAUGGAACGGGUCGGCAACAGACCCCAACACCCAAUGGAGAGAGAUAAAUACACAACAAAAUCCUCUACCCCGUGGCUACGGAGAUCCGGAAACUUUGCGAUUCGCCUUCUCUCUGACAGAGUGGGCAAAGCAAGCUGAGAUUCAAGAAGCAUGGAAGGAGAUCGAGGCUACGUAUGGUGUGAAUUGGAGUGGAAUUGACGAUGUCGAGAAAGUCUUUGGCUUCACGGAUUUCGCCUUGAUUACCCCUUAUCCCUCAAAUUUCAGCAGGGACAAGGCUCAAACGCUAGGAUUUUUUGGCUAUGUCGAUACCUGCGAGUCUAUUCUUAGAGUGUUGGACGACUUCGUGGAUAUGAACAUACUCCCCAUAAUCGCAUAA